This is a messenger RNA of Oncorhynchus gorbuscha (pink salmon), 2145 nucleotides long. It is a transcript of the gene mbtps2, whose product is annotated as membrane-bound transcription factor peptidase, site 2. The transcript is spliced from 11 exons. NCBI's taxonomy places the organism in Eukaryota, Metazoa, Chordata, Actinopteri, Salmoniformes, Salmonidae. Gene Ontology annotation, biological process: membrane protein intracellular domain proteolysis; regulation of response to endoplasmic reticulum stress. The coding region runs from base 107 to 1615 and encodes 502 amino acids. Gene Ontology annotation, cellular component: cytoplasm; membrane. The record is from RefSeq and is a predicted model, not a curated record. Gene Ontology annotation, molecular function: metalloendopeptidase activity; protein binding.
GUGACGUCACACAGUGGGGAAGACGACGAGCUCGUCUGUAACCGUGUAGAGAUUGAGUGUGUUAUAUUUCUUCUCCCCCCUGUAUGUGUCUGCUCUUUCUCUCGUCAUGAUUCCCGUGCCGCUCGUGGUGUGUGUUUUGUGCGGCUGGUGCUUCGUCUAUCUAACAGACGUGCUUCUGAAGUUGUCUGAGUCAUAUGGUCAUUGUUAUGAGAUGUGGCUAGGGUCAAAGGGUCUCUCUCUCUCUCCGUUCCACAUCCGCUGGCAGACCUCCCUCUUCAACCGCCUCUUCUCACGCUGCGCUCGCAUCAACCCACACGCCCUCUACCUCUGGUUUACCAGUGGUCUAGUGUUUGGGCUGGUGUCUAUGUGUGGUUCGGUGGUGCUGCUGAUUAGAACCCUGCAGCAGACUGUCCAUCAGAUGACAUCAGACCACCCUCAGGGAGCCAAUCAACAAACACUACAGGUGGUGGUCCCAGGUAUAAACCUGCCAGUCAGCCAGCUGGCCUACUUCUUCUCUGCUUUGCUGGUCAGUGGGGUCAUACACGAACUGGGCCAUGCCGUGGCAGCAAUAAGGGAGCAGGUACGUGUGAAUGGUUUCGGUGUGUUUGUGUUCGUGGUGUAUCCCGGAGCUUUCGUAGAUCUCUUCACCACACACCUCAACCUCAUCUCACCUGCCCAACAGCUACGCAUCUUCUGUGCAGGGGUGUGGCAUAACUUUGUGCUGUGUGUAGCAGCAUUGUGUUUCCUCUUCCUGUUGCCUGUCUUCCUGUUUCCUGUUUACUACACUGGGGCUGGAGCCCUCGUCACUGAGGUGGUGCAGGGCUCUCCUGCAGAUGGUCCUAGAGGUCUGUCAAUAGGUGACAUGGUGACCGGGCUGGAGGAUUGUGAUGUCAGAACAGUAGAGGACUGGAACUCCUGUCUCACAAUCCACACUCACACACCUCAGACUGGAUACUGCAUCCCAACACACACCCUGCAACCCAGCUGGGCCCAUGGUCGAGUUUACAGGAGGUUGGAUACUUCCAUAGAAUGCUGCAGUAACAACAGUCUGACUGAUCUUUGCUUCUCCUACACCAAACUACAGGAGAUGGAGUAUGCGUGUCUCCCGGCUCGUAAGAUGCUGUCUGGAAGCCGUGUGUGUCGCAGCAACGCAGACUGCCUCACUCACACACAUCUUGACACAGACCCUGACACACACUCACCCAGUGUCUGUGUCACACCUUCACUGGAGAACCAGACCAGGUUGAUCCGUCUUACUCAUCCACCCAAUACACAGAUGCUGUUUGUGGGAUACCCUCCUCACCUCCAAUAUGCAGUCAGUCUGACCAACUUUGCUCCUCGCUUCGGCUUCCUGAACCUGGACCUACCUGUUGUCAUGGAGACCUUCUGCAAAUACGUUGUGUCCCUGUCUGGAGCGUUAGCCGUGGUCAACUCUGUUCCAUGCUUCGCUCUCGAUGGCCAAUGGAUGCUCUCCGCUCUGCUGGAGGCCACGCUGGUCACUGUGGUUACAGAUCGGCAGCACCGGGAGCUGAUUGGCUUUUUCCUGUUGCUGGGAGGAAGUGCUCUGCUGGCUGCUAAUGUAGCGCUGGGGCUGUGGAUGGUUACUGCCCGGUAACGGUAACUAUGACUACAAACCACCACCAACGCCUCCAUGGCAACCAACGCCAAGAGACUAUCUCCCGGGGUGCUGUGCCGUGCCUCCGCACAAAGGCAUUGUGGGUCUCUUCCUGCUCCUCUCUGAAAGACUCCAGUUCCCAUCAGGCACUGCGGUGCACAUGGUGACUAAGGGAUGCUGGGGAAAUGUUGUGUUCAGCUGCACCUUCUCUACUCUCUGGAAUGUGUGUGUGUGUCGCGUCACAAGCGCUGUGAGGAGGUAUGUGUUUCUGUUUUCUAGGGAUUUCAUGAUACAUUAUUGUUUUAUCUAUUUGUCCCAACUCUUUCUGUCUGUCUGUCUCUCAAUUUAAUUUAAUUCGAGGGCUUUAUUGGCAUGGGAAACAUAUGUUUACAUUGCCAAAGCAACUGAAAUUGAUAAUAAACAAUAAAAAUGAACAGUAAACAUUAUACUCACAGAAGUUGCAAAAGAAAGACAUUUAAAAUAUAUUGCUCUCUCCCAAUUUCUCUGUGAAAUAAAGAGGAAUAAUCUCA